AGAAGUGCAUGUUACUACUGGGGAAGGAAGAAAGAAGGGCAUUUUAGCCAUUUCAGUGCACUCCAUUUGGACCUUUCCUCUGUUUUCAUCCCCCACCCCCACCUACACUUUAAAUUCUUCUAGCUAUAUCUCCCUUCUUCUUCUUCUUCUUCUUCACUGUUCUAUUCUCACAAGAAACACUUAUGGAUCUUCAAAUGGAGGGGAAGAACCCGUUUUUGGAUUUGUAUUCUGGUGACAUGGCGCGCCCGCCGCCGGCUGAGAGCAGGAGGCUCCUCCAGGUAUCCACGGGCGGCUGCGGGAGGGGGAAGAGGAAUGUGGGGGCGGCGGCGGCGGCGGACGGGCCUUCCACCCCGGGAAGACCCAUUUUCAGCUUCAGCGUUGGGAAUUUUUCAAGAAAAUCUGUCCCUUCCAAAUGGGAGGAUGCAGAGAAAUGGGUGGUGAAUGAUUCCCCUGCUGCCCAUCAUCAUCAUCAUCAUCAUCAGUUCCUUCAAGGACCCUCCCAUGGAGUCCCUCUUGCCACAUCAGCAGAUUUGAUUCUCAAAGAUAAGUGGAUAAGUGAGAUGGAGUGUAUAAGAAGAAGUCCCACAAGACAAGGGUUUGUGUUUGGGGAUCACAACAAUGCAGCAAAAGAUGUGGCAAUUCUUGAGGGCAUUAAUGGCAUUGGCCACAGAGAAACAGGCACAGAAAUGACACCAAUGGCAAGUUCCACCACCUCAAGAUGCCACACUCCGGCGAAGGCCUCCUCCCCGGCUCACCACAACACUCCCGCCGCCACAUCUGGACCCUUGGACCCACCCCCUCUCCCCAUCGAUAUCUCUCAGGUUGGCUCCCUUGCGUCGAACCAUUGGAGCUCGAUGGAAGAGGAGGAAGAAGAGGUGUCAAAGAGCUUGAGACACUUUGACAUCACCAGUAACAGCGAGUGCGGGCCCGCGAAGAAAACGGGCCCGUGGGAGGAAGAGGCGAAGGCCACGAACCGACUAAGGUACGAGAGAGAACUGGCCAACAUCCAAGCCUGGGUGAACCUCCAGAGUGCAAAAACUGAAGCUCAAUCCAAAAAGUUUGAGGUGAAGAUUCAGAAAAUGAGAUCAAAUAUGGAAGAGAAGUUGAUGAAGAGAAUGUCGAAUGUUCGCCGGAAAGCGGAAGAAUGGAGAGCUGCAGCUCAACUGCAACAUGAAGAAGAGAUGAAGAAAUUGUUUUUGCUUACCCUUUAAUAACCAUCUCAUGUAACUUCACUUGUCUCCAUUGUGUUCACCAAAUGUUUGGCAUCAUUUUACAUCUCUUUUCUCUAUUUGUUUUCCCUUUUAUGGGUUUUGUUUUCUAUUUUUUGUUCUCUCCAUUUUGUUCACCAAAUUUGUUCUCUUAUUUACCCACUUGGAAAAUAAUAUAAUCAACGCUUUGGAUUAAU
This is a messenger RNA of Cuscuta campestris, 1405 nucleotides long. Lineage: Eukaryota; Viridiplantae; Streptophyta; Magnoliopsida; Solanales; Convolvulaceae. The record is from the annotation of a GenBank genome assembly.